Messenger RNA from Closterium sp. Naga37s-1, 1437 nucleotides. NCBI's taxonomy places the organism in Eukaryota, Viridiplantae, Streptophyta, Zygnematophyceae, Desmidiales, Closteriaceae. The record is from the annotation of a GenBank genome assembly.
AUGGCUCGCGAAUUAAAGGUGCUGAGAGUAGGGUCGAAGGAGGCCGCCUCCUAUCCGGCUAUCACCUUUGUUGCAGGAGCCACCGUAGAGCUUGCCCCCGACCAGAGGAAGCUACUUGGCGAUGAGAAUCAUCCGUUCACGGCACGAUUCUUCGACUUUGUCGCUAGCGGGAGGUUUCUGGCUCAGGAGGUGGAGGAGCGCGUUCUCAUCGUGACAAGCAACGUUGUCGCGGAUAUUAUCGCGGGUCGCGAUGACGCAGUCGACGCCUUUGCCGGUGUGAUGGAGUGCAGGAAGGGCUCUUGCGGCAACCUCGCUUGUCUGUUCGUGUUUGACAAGAUCAUUACCCAGCUGGACGAGGUGGCUUCCAAAGGAUCUGGGCCGCAAUACCCGAGGCCUAAUGCCAAGAUUGUGAAUGCACUGUGGCAGGAGGCGUUCCGCACCGCAAAAGAGCUCGCGUUCAACUUGAGCGUGGAUAUGACGCGUCCCAAGCACGACGGUAAGGCAGUCGGCAAUGAAGCGUUGAAGGUGCAGAAGGUGGCAACGGGUUCGCAGAUCGCAGAUCAUGGUGUUCUCGCUCUCACUGGUGGCGCUGAAGCCGCGAACCGCGGAGCUACACAGGAGGGGACGUACCACCCGGCACCUGGGGAUGACCGCGUUGAAGAUGAUGGGGCCGAGGAUACCGCGGGUAAGGGUAAACCACAGGAUGAAGCUCAUCGCACUUGGGGGCGUGUGGGGGAAGAGUCGAGUGAGGAGGAGGCGGAGGCUCUCGAGGUCGCGGCCGUGGCUGCCAGCAGGCCCACAACCUCCGGGAAGAGCAUCAGGCGUCUCGCGCAGCAGUUGGCCCCCGGAUAUGGGAGUGCGGGCCCCAGUGGUGAGCUGGCCGAGGAGAUCAUGCAACUCGACUGCAAGCUUGCAGCACAGGCGGAACAGAUCACACGGCUGAAGAAACGCCCGGAGUCUCGGGUGGGUGGUGUCGCGGUCGUUAGCUACGAGGAGCUCGCGUCCGCCGUUGCUAAGGCGGUUCUGGUCUUAGAGAAGGAGGCGAAGGCGAUCGCGGGGGUGGUGGUCGACUCCAUGAAAGGCGCUCAGAAGAAGCUGACAGACGAGGUCUCGAGGAAGAUCGACAACAUGUCGACCGCGGUCUCCGCGACAGCAGAGCGGCCCAUCACCACCAGCGGUGUCACAAACGCUCUGCACAUGCUCAUCACCCUCGUUUCCGGUCCGAGCGCGGCCGCGGUCGAGCCCAAGACGGAGAAACGCGGCAAGGCUUCCAAGAAAUUGCCCCCUCCACCCGUGUACACCAUCGACGAGGACGAUGCGGACGACGAGCUGGAGAAUCUCGUCAGCAGGUGGGUUGGGGAGGCGGGCGACGGAGGCGGGCAGGGUGGCAAGGCCGCGGUCGAGGUUCAUAGCGGCGGGGAGAGGGCGGACGAGUAA